UCGGGCUAUGGUGGUUGCAAAUGCGCAUGGCUUCGGCGCAUUGGGCCACGUACUAGGGCUUGGUGAGCUCGAGCAGACAUGGCGUUGAGCUUUGUCUGAGAGCCUAUUGCUUGCCAACAUUGCUGCCUACAUGUUUCUAAACCUCGCAGGCUUGCGCUAUGAUCGUCCAUGGCCCCCAAAUUCGGGUAGCCUGGUGAAGCGUCCUCAAGCCUUGUGCGGUAUCAAAGACGAUAAAGCGACCCUGCUGCUCGACACUUUUGAAAUUAAGAUUCUCAACUCACUCAAGAACCAGAAAAAUCUUGCUUGAAGCGAACAGAGCUCGCCAUGGCGCCUUCUGCUAGGUAUCGCAAAAUCUACAAAUUCUCAACACCAGCCGGAACACCCAGUUCCAUCGGCGGUGACACUCGCGCCGGCAAUGUUAUUCCACUGCCUGAUAUGGCUCAGCACUGGGGCAUUCUCGUCGUCUCGCCCGAUGUCAGAAACGGACAGGACGAUACGUUUUUCGAACUGUACAGGCCAAACGGUGGUAUUGGCGUCCUGACGCGCAGCCGGAGUGAUCGUGAGAAGGAAGAGAAAAACAACUCGUCCAUCAUAAAAUACACAGACACGGGGUGCUCGACGACUCUGGAUGACCGUGCCAUUGAAGAUUGCGCAAAGCUGGUGUGCACACAGGAAAUGCGCAGCAGCUACGACCUGCUCAACGGUAACUGCCAGUCAAUGGUGAAUCUGGUGAUCCAGCGCAUAGCCUACGGGGAAGAAGCCAUAGCUCCGCUUCCAACAUCGUCACACUCCAUCUUCGGAUCAGGACCCCCUCAAUCGUACUCGGAUUACGACCGGCUUCCCGCAAGGCCUCUCCCCAGCACGUCGCAAGCCCCUCCUCCUGUUGUGCGAGCAUCCUCGUUCAACCCCAACUGGACGUUUGCAGCAGAAGGCCAGAAUCGCCUGUAUCGACCCGCGAAUCACGUGUCGCCUCCUGCAUCGCCUCCAUCUCAGCAACAGCAAUACACACAGCAGGGCCAUGUGGUUGAUUUGAACAUCCCCGACUAUGUGCGGCCUGAGAUGACGGUGCCGCGGUUCAGGCAACAAGCACUGAGGGAUGCCGACUGGGCUUCUGGACACUCGAAUUUCAUCGACAAGGGGAAACACUCGCUCAAGGCGACGUCCAUGGAGGAAGAGUGGGAGUAUUGGGAGAGGAAAAAGGCAAAUGAGCAGCGGGAUUGGCGCGAUUGGAGUGAUCCGGCUUGACGGUAUGUAUGUAUGUUGGGGUACGAGAUUUGUUAAACCCAGACUAUGGCGAUGUUUGGAGUUCGUUGAGUCGCUGCUAAGCCAGGAUGAUUUUUCCUCAUACUCUUUAAUCUUUCUUUUGGAACACCUAAGCAGGGAGCUCAGCAGUUUGUUGUCGUUGUUUUAUUAUCCGAGGGAAUCUGCGUUUUAUAUUCCCAAUACCAUCAAAAGAUGUAUAUAUAUAUACCCCACCGAAUUAAUUCCCCUGUAAUAAUGACUUGUCGCUUACAAGCAGUAGCCCG
Molecule: messenger RNA, 1526 nt
Organism: Exserohilum turcica Et28A
Lineage: Eukaryota; Fungi; Ascomycota; Dothideomycetes; Pleosporales; Pleosporaceae
Exons: 3
Coding region: 325-1245 (306 amino acids)
Source: RefSeq, a predicted model, not a curated record